Molecule: messenger RNA, 797 nt
Organism: Hymenoscyphus albidus
Lineage: Eukaryota; Fungi; Ascomycota; Leotiomycetes; Helotiales; Helotiaceae
Source: the annotation of a GenBank genome assembly
CCAAAAAGCCUCGAAUAACAAACAAUAAUAAUAAAGACAAUCCAAUCCAAUCCCAAGAAACCUCGCUCAUUUCACCCGACAAUUGCACUUUGUACCCGUUAUAAGUUGCGCCAUCCAGAUCCAGAACCCAGACUUGCACAAAAGAGAGAAGAAUAUAGCUUCUUCGCAAGCAAUUACCAACUACAAGCUACCACCAAACCUUGCGCUACAGAUACGAGUAUUGACUUGCAAACCUCGAGUUCAAGUUCGCAAGCUCGUAAGAUGCCUACGGAACCCACGACCCCAGUGCGUGUACCCAAAGCCGUGGCAGCAUACGCGCCAACAACACAAGAUCCCGAUCUACGCUCACAAAUUAACACCGUCCUCCUCCGAGACGGCCAUAUAAACAAGUACUUACCCUCCCUCCCCUCCCCCAGCCUUCUCCACUCUACACCUCCUCACACCCAAUCAACUAACCCUCCCUUAUCAGAAUCCAAGAAUCCCUCCUCCACAGCCUCAACUCCUCAUCCACCAACUGGCCAACCCUCAUCCACAACCACGCGCUCCACCUCCUGCGCGCCGGCGACAUCGUCACGUUCCCCGUACUGAUGAAGCGGGUGCUGGAUGAUAUUCGGAAGGAUAGCGUGGCGGCACGGAGCGCGGAGGGGAGUAAUGGGCUGUCGACGACGGGGAAGGGGGAGGUGAAGGGGAGGGGGGAGGGAGGUGCGAAUUUGGCGCUGCCGAAAAGCGUGCUGGAUGAGGGGGUGAAGGUUACGAGGGAGUGUUUGGAGGCGGUUUGUGAGGUUGGGGAUGCUUGA